Messenger RNA from Scheffersomyces coipomensis, 2736 nucleotides. RefSeq names its product OPT oligopeptide transporter protein-domain-containing protein. The transcript has a single exon. Gene Ontology annotation, cellular component: plasma membrane. The record is from RefSeq and is a predicted model, not a curated record. Gene Ontology annotation, molecular function: oligopeptide transmembrane transporter activity. NCBI's taxonomy places the organism in Eukaryota, Fungi, Ascomycota, Pichiomycetes, Serinales, Debaryomycetaceae. Gene Ontology annotation, biological process: transmembrane transport. Bases 1 to 2736 code for a protein of 911 amino acids.
AUGUCAUCAGACAAGAACUUAGGUGCUGUUACUAGUAUUACUAGCACAAAUCAUUUGGAUGUGGAAGAUCACGAAAUUGAUUUACAUGCAGUGGCUUCAAAUCCUAUCUCUAUUGGUGAUGUAGGUACUUCGUUAACUUCUGAUCAAAAGAUGUUUAUCUUAAAAAGGCUCAACUUUGAUGGUUUGAUUUCAUUGGAAGACCUUCCUAUUCAGGCAACUUUUAUGUUUGAAAAGAUUGAGAAUAUAAGCAUUCCAGAAUCUUUAGAAAUCUUACAAGAAUUGGUGGUUGUUCACAAAGAUGAUAUCAAUAUUCCAACAGCUGACAUGGAUUUACUACAUGACUUAAUCAAUGAAGCAGGUUCUCAUCAAGAUCUUACGGUAAAGGAAAAUUUAAAUUAUAGUUUGAAAGAGAAAAAACUUCAAUCAUCUUCUUCUGAAUCUAUCACUGACUUAAUAAACGAGGAUGUAUAUGAUUCUGAUUAUCAUAAAGUGGUGGAUUGGAACUUACAAGUUAGGUUAGAAGCUGCUUUGAUUGCUUACCAUUCUCCAUAUCCAGAAGUAAGGGCUGUUACUGAUCCUUAUGAUGAUCCUUCAAUUCCUGUGGAAACAGUUAGAAUGUACAUCGCUGGUAUCAUUUGGACUGGAAUUGGUUGUUUCAUUAAUCAAUUUUUCAUUGAAAGACAACCAAAUAUCGGACUUUCAUCAUCAGUUGUGCAAGUAUUCCUUUAUCCCACCGGUACAUUCUUACUGUACAUCCUUCCAAAGUGGAAGUUCAAAAUCUGGAAGUUUAAUAUUGAUCUUAAUCCAGGGCCAUGGACUCACAAGGAGCAAAUGCUUGCAACUUUAUUCUUCUCCGUGACCACUGUUGGUACUUACGUAACAGAUAAUAUCAACGUUCAAAAGAUUGAAAUGUUUUAUAACACCGGUUCUCCCGCUGGAUAUCAAAUUUUGUUAAUUCUUUCGAGUAAUUUUCUUGGAUUUGGUUUGGCUGGUAUUUUAAGAAAAUUUGUGGUUUACCCUAUACAUGCUGUAUGGCCAACUAUUUUGCCAACCAUAGCUUUGAAUAAAGCAUUGAUGCAACGUGAAAGAAAAGAAAAUAUAAAUGGAUGGACAAUUUCAAAAUAUAAAUUUUUCUUUAUUUGUUUUGGAGUGUCCUUUGUUUAUUAUUGGAUUCCCGACUUUCUAUUUAAUGCACUUCAAACAUUUAACUGGAUGACUUGGAUUCGUCCCAAUAAUUUUAAUUUGGCAGCAAUAACAGGAACCAAUUAUGGUUUAGGGUUGAACCCAAUUCCAUCGUUUGACUGGAAUAUUUUAUCUGGAAAUUCUCCUUUAAUUUUUCCAUUCUACAAUCAGAUUUGUAACUAUAUUGGAAUGAUAAUCGGGUUUGUAUGUAUUGUUGCCGUAUAUUGGACAAACCAUUAUUGGACAGCUUAUUUGCCAAUAAACAAUAAUCGUCCAUUUACAAAUACUGGUGAACCAUAUUUGGUUACUCAUAUUCUCAAUGACAAGGGUCUUUUGGAUAAAGAAAAAUAUGAGGCAUAUGGGCCUCCAUUUUACACAGCUGCUAAUUUAGUUGUUUAUGGAGCAUUCUUUGCCCUUUAUCCUUUCGCUAUUGUUUAUGAAUGUUCCCUUCAAUACAGAUCUAUGUGGAAUACACUUAAGGAUUUUGCUAUUGGUGUCAAGAAUUAUAAAAGAUCGAAUUUUGAAUCAUUCCAUGAUCCACAUAGUAAGAUGAUGUCAGUGUAUAAAGAGGUGCCAGAUUGGGUCUUCUUGGUUGUAUUGGUUAUAUCUUUAGUGUUUGGAAUAAUAUGUAUUAAAGCUUAUCCAACAGAUACUCCUGUUUGGGGUCUUUUCUUCUCUCUUGGUAUUAAUGUUGUUUUCUUGAUCCCAAUUGCAGCUAUUGCUUCAAGAACUGGUUUCAGUUUUGGUCUUAAUGUCUUAGUUGAAUUGAUUGUUGGUUACGCAAUUCCAGGUAAUGGUUUAGCUUUAAAUUAUAUCAAAGCUUUUGGUUAUAAUAUUGGAGGUCAAGCGGAUAAUUAUAUUUCAGAUCAAAAAAUGGCUCAUUAUGUUAAAAUUCCGCCAAGAGCUUUAUUUAGAUGUCAAAUGUUAGCUGUUUUGAUUCAAUCGUUUAUUAGUUAUGGCGUUAUCAACUUCACCAUAGACAGCAUAAAAGACUAUUGUCAACCAUUUAACAAACAAAAGUUCACAUGUCCUGGGACUUCUACAUUUUAUACAGCAUCGGUUUUAUGGGGUGUUAUUGGACCCAAGAGAGUAUUUGGUGGUUUAUAUCCUGUCUUGAAGUAUUGCUUUUUGGCUGGAUUUUUGAUGGCAAUUCCAUGUAUUUUCAUCAAGAAAUAUGCUCCAAGAGGAUUCACAAAAUAUUUUGAGCCAACCAUUAUUAUCGGUGGAGUAUUACUGUAUGCUCCUUAUAAUUUAUCAUACUACACGGGAAGUUUAUAUCUUUCGAUAAUUUUUAUGAAAUUCAUAAAGGAAAGAUAUGAAUCGUGGUGGAAGAAGUAUAACUAUAUUUUAAGUUGUGGAUUACUGUCUGGACUCGCAUUUUCUUCCAUAAUAAUCUUUUUCGCAGUCGACUAUAAGACUGUAGAGCUUAACUGGUGGGGAAAUAUUGUUUCAUAUGGAGGUAUAGAAGGAGGUUCGGGUCAACAAUCUUUACUUAAUGCUACUGCUCAUGCUCCAGAUGGCUAUUUUGGUCCAAGAAUUGGUCAUUUCCCUUAA